GUUGUUCCCUUGUUUAAGAAGAGGAGUCAGUACAACCCUGGUUCUGGUGCUGUCUGCAGACUCUCCCUCUCUGGGUCACAGUGUACUCAUUGUCAGCUCCAGCAGAAUUGUUGAAUAAAGUGAUUGGGAUUGUAAUGAGCCGUCCUGACGGGAUACCAUAUCUGCAAUCUGUGCCUGCUCCUCGAUAUUACUGUUGAUGUGAUUUUUGAUCUUGCAUUGAAUCAACUGGGUGUCUGCAGUGACAUGAAGAUUUAUUUUGUCCUUGUAUUUGCCUUUACACAGCACUAUCUGAGUGAGUCAGAAGAGCAAAUCAACAUGCAUGCUAAAUUAGGGAAUGAUGUUACAUUUCCUGGACCGAAAGUCCAGACAGGACAUACUUCCUUGAAAUGGCUUUACACUAAUGGCAAGAGUACUUUAAUUUUGACGUUUAAUACUGUGAAUGAUCGACGCGUUGGUCAGCCAUCAAACUCGUACAAAAACCGAAUUACGUAUAAUACAGACACUCUGUCCUUCAUGCUGAAGAAUAUAAGGGCAACAGAUGAAGGAACUUACACAUUAAGGGAAGCUGCACAUGGCUCAAUCAUCAAUGUGAAGCUCAUCAUUAACAUUACAGUUGAAAUAAAUGUGGACGAAGGAAGCGAUGUUGAAAUUCCUGGACCAGAAAAUCCUGAGAAAUAUUCUUUCACGAUUUGGACCUUCUCUCGACUCUUGAAUCCAAUAAACAUUGUUGAAUUUUAUGGACCGCCCGAUAUACCCAAAGGUUAUGUCACAUCUGAAUAUAAAGACCGAAUUAUCACAGAUGCAUAUACUCUUUCCUUUGUACUACAACAAGUAAUGAUGACAGACAGUGGGACUUACAAAUUACACAACGUGGAUUCAAGUGGAAUCUUAAAACAUGUGGAGCUCAUGGUGAUCCAACAACAAAAUUCUAAACCAAAUAAGCCUCAGAUAUCGAGCAAUUCCAGCCUGGGAAACACUAUUAUUGCUUUGACCUGUUCAGUGCCAGUGAAAGUCCUGACUAUCGAGUGGCUUGCAUUUGGAAAAGCCAUUCAUGAUGUGCGAUACAGAUUAGUCAAUAAUAACAGGACUUUGAUCAUUGACAUGGCAGAAGAAUCAGAUUCCGGCACUUACACCUGUAUUGUAUACAGUGAACAUGGCAAAACCAGCAGCUUUUACCAGCUGAGAAUCGAGCUUGGGGUGUAUAUUCCUUCCAGUGAUAAUCCUAAAGAGGCACUUUGUGAACUGUAUGGUGCGACUAGUGGCCUGUAGAAUGCACACCCUGAUGGACUGUUUAUUGUUGCUUGAGAUUUCAACCAUGCGACUCUCAAGACUGCUCCCUAAAUUCCAUCAGCAUGUGGAGUUUGCGACGAAAGGGGAGAACAUACUGGAUCUGGUUGACACAAACAUCCCCAAUACAUACAGGGCAGAGCCCAACCCCACCUCGGCUUCUAAUCUCAGCAUACAGACCGCUCAUCAGCCAUGUCAAACCGGUUCUGAAGCAGGUGAAAACCUGGCCAGAAGGAGCCACUUCUGCUCUCCAAGACUGUUUUGAGUGCGCUGACUGGCACGUGUUCAGGGAGGCAGCAACCGAUGGUGAUACAAUCAACUUAGAGGAGUAAACGGUGUCAGUGAUUUGCUACAUUAGCAACUGUUGACGAUGUCACUGUGUCCAAGACCAUCACUUCUCACCCCAACCAGAAGCUGUGGAUGACCAUAAAGGCGUGUGUGCUGCUGAGGACCCGUGAUUCAGCCUUCAGUGCAGAUGACAAGGCGGCCCUAACAACAGCGAGGACAAACCUGAUCGGGUCCAUCAAAGAGGCAAAGCCUGCAUACGCACAGAAAAUACACAGCCACUUUCAGGACAGCAGUGAUAUGCGGAGCAUGUGGAAGAGACCCAAGCCAUCACCAAUCACAGAACUGCAUCGCCUGCUUAUACUGGUGAUGCCUCUCUCCCAGAUGAGUUGAACAACUUCUAAGCACGGUUUGAGUAACAAAAGGCAGCAAGGAAGUCCAGCUCCCCCCCACAAUGACCAGGUGCUGUCUUACCACGGCUGAUGUGAGGAAAACCUAACGCAGAGUCAACCCAUGUAAGGAUGCUGGACCAGAUAAUAUCCCUGGUAGAGUGCUCACGGACAUCUUCAACAUUUCCCUGAGCUAUACCAUAGUUCCAACAUGUUUCAAGGCUGCUACCAUCAUCUAGGAGAAAGUGAGGACUGCAGAUGCUAGAGAUCAGAGCUGAAAAUGUGUUGCUGGA
This is a messenger RNA of Chiloscyllium plagiosum (whitespotted bambooshark), 2254 nucleotides long. The record is from RefSeq and is a predicted model, not a curated record. NCBI's taxonomy places the organism in Eukaryota, Metazoa, Chordata, Chondrichthyes, Orectolobiformes, Hemiscylliidae.